CAUGUGCAGUGGCAGACCACAACAAAAAUGGCGUAAAUCGCUUUAUUGUCAAUGUUAGUAAAAUGUACAAAAAAUAAAUAUGUUUUCCUCAAUUAUGUUGUUGUUAAUUAGUGUUAUAUUAUUUAUUUUCACACCUGAAACAUGUGUAUCAGAAGUGCUCCCCUCCCCCUCGUCUCUGUAUCUCUACAGUCCCGGCUCGCUGGACUUCACAGACGUGAUAGUGAAACGGGUCGGUGACAACCUGACGCUGAUAUGUGAGAUGCGAGGUGAUACUCCACCUCCUGCGUAUUUUGUGUGGAACUACAUGGCUGCCAAUGAUAGCCUCGCUGCUGAAAGUCCUCCGUACUCAUUAUGGAGUAACGGCACAAUAAGUCAGCUGAACCGCACCUCUAUAACGGAGGCAGAUAGCGGCCGGUAUUUCUGUGCCGCGCCGCCUCACAGCCAGGCCAAAUAUGUACUGGUGCAGCCACAAGGCGGGAGACUAUGUGCGUCGACCGCGCUUCGUUGCGGGUCUCGCUGCGUGCUCGCGACAAACGUUUGUGAUGGCAGACCGGACUGUCUGCACGCAGAAGAUGAGGACGAAGAGCUGUGCGGAGUCAGGCCUUGUGACCGUCCGGACCGCCUGAACUGCUCGAUGGGUAGAUGCAUUCCCGUGGGCGCGUGCUGCCUCACUCCGCACCCGCUGUGCCGGCAACAUUCUUGCUGCGCAGCGCAUACCAACAGAGGUUUCGACUUAGAAUGGAUACCUCCGUUCGAAGAUCGUCGCGCCCCAGACGACUACGGGUUCAUACAGUCCACUAUAUAUACAGUUACUGCUUGCGCCCUGAUCUUCAUGAUAGCGGUAGUUUUGUUAGUCUCCGCUAUAUGCAAGAUGCACAUGAAGAGAGCCGCGCUACGACACUAUGCCAGGCCGGAUACGAGAUAUAACAUCAAUCUGGGUGUACAGCGUCACCGAUUCCCGCCUUGUUACGAAGCCGCGGACCUGUUGGAGCAGGCUGCCCACGACCCUCCCAGUCCAUUGAACGACGCCAGGUGUACGGAGCAGCUGUCAUCUCCCAGCCCCACACAUAGCGAGUGCCGGAACACAAGACUUUCGGCGCUAGCUUCCGUAUUCAGUUCCCGGUAUCGACAGGUACCCACUCAGUGCACCGAAGUGGAAAUGGUAGCGGUGUCCCCACCCGCCCCGCCCUCCCCCAUCAACAGUGGGGCCGACGGAGUCAACGAUAGGCACAGAUUGACACUACAAUUAGGGAGAUUCCAUCUAAGCAUUCCAUCUUUCCGACGAGACCCACGCCCGGACACGCCUAACGUGGCCGAAAUCAACAUAGACGAUCUAGAUUUCGUACGACUAAACACUAACGACACGUACACAUUGAACGGUAGAACAAUCCGUCUGUUGAACGGAAAUUUCGAGAACAUUCCAGUAUUGAACAAUCCGCCACCUUACAACGAAGCCAUGAGGUAUAAACUUUACGGCCCGCCACCCGAGUAUUUAUCUAGCGAUCGGUUGAAUAGGAAUACAAGUGAAGAGAGGGCCAGAAGUAAUAUCGAAUUGCCACCGGGCUAUGAAGAGCUGGGUGUUAAUGGCACCGAUGCGGUUGGGGAAGCGUCGAAUUUGCCAGGAUCUAGCUUUUAUUCCGCUAACGCUAGCAGCGGGAAUUGUUCCAGAAUGAUUUCUGGAAGUUUGGCUACGAAUGCUGAAAAUUUGUCUGAGAAUGUUGAAAAUACACCCGUCGCAAAUGUUGGUAAUGUGUCUGGAAAUGUUGGGAAUGCGUCUGGAAAUGUUGGGAAUGCGUCUGGAAAUGUUGGGAAUGCGUUUUCAAAUAUUGAAAAUGCGUCUGGCGUUGUUGGGAGUGCGUCUACAAAUGUUGGAAAUACGUCUGAUAAUAUUGAUAACCCCAUUGAAAAUGUUAUCAAUGCCAAUGAGAAUAUUGGAGAUGCAAAUGUUAGGAAUAACAUCACAAAUAUUGACAACGGUCCAACUAACAGAAAUCGAGUAUUAUCAUUAACAAAUAUUGAUAAUACCACAAACAGUACAGUUUCAAAUAUAGACAACGCUUCUAUCGACGUAUCUAAUAACGCAAGUUGCGAUACGAACAACGGAAAUGCCAACGUUAACGGAAACAGCACGAUCAACGUAACGGAAGAAGAUGGUAACAACAACGAAACAUUGAACUCUGUCAUAGACAAUCUACCGGCCAUAGACAGCGAUGUGAAUGCAAACGACGAAGUGAUCGGAGCUUAUGUUGUCGCGUAAAGCCGCCAUCUUGCCAUAAGGUCGGUAUUUAAAGAAUACAUAACUAUGUUUGGUCAAAACUUGGUUUAUUUCAAGUUCUUAAAGUCUGUUAAUGUGAAUUAAAUGCGCACUCGUUUUUCUUCUUUAUUUUAUCAUAAAGACUUAUUUAGUAAAUUUAUUUUUUAGUUUAUAGCAGUCAUGUUUCGAUGACGCUUUGUUGACAAAAUAAUUUGUUGUUCAAAAAUAAAAAAAAUCAGUUUUGUUAUUCUUGGUGUUUAACUAAAUGUUGUUUUAAAUGCUUCCAAAUAAAAUGUUUGAUUUUCCAAGACUAUUUACUAAAUAAGUCAAGAAAGAAAAAUAGUUUUAAGUAAGGUAGAGGCACCAAUGAUCGAUCUUUUCUUCUGUGAUCAAUUGAAAUAGGAGUUGUUAGUUUUUAUAGCUCGGUGUUACCAUAUUUAGUGAUCAGUUCUAUUGUAAUUAAACCUGUAGCGCCAUCUUGAUGUUGACUUACAAAUAAUGUACUCGUCACUAUUAAAUACCUUUAUAAUUUAAUUUUUGCCGGUUUUACCUCCAUUGCUCUUAUUUUCGUCUUUUAAAAUCUACUGUAAUCAAUAAACCUCUUAAAAAUAUACUUAGUUUAAUUGCUUUUAUAUUAAAAAUAGUUUCAGUAAAUAAAACAAGUUUCAACGGGUUAGAUGCGCUAAUUUUAUUUAUUUAUUUGACGUUUUCUCGGAAUAUCAUUAUUCCGACGACGCAUUUCUGGGGGCCAAUCGCCUAACGGAAAUGCUUUGGAAAACGUUAACGCCUUCGAUUUUAUUUAAUUAUUUCUGACCGCCGAAGGUUUUCAAAUACCUCACGCUCAUUUUCUUUAAUAUUGUUAUUAUCAAUGCAAAAGAAAAAAAAAGCGCGGGGCAUUCGAAAACCUCAGGCGGCUAGAAAUAACAAAAUAAAAUCGUAAGCGUUAUCGUAGGCGAAUGGUCCCCUGCAAAGGAUUUGUAACGUCAAUAAAGAAAUAAAACCGUUGAAAUGAGUGAUGGGCGUGACAACCUAAGGAAUAAAUAGCUUCAGUACUCUUCUGUUCAUUGAUCAUAGAAAAGAAUGUCGAUCAUCGAUUCUCACCGGUCAUUGGUACAACUACCUUAUGUAUUAUAUAAUUAUUUUGGCUGCUCAUUGUCUAGUCACCGUGAGCGUUGUAAAGAUCUUAAAGUUUAGAGUAUUCGACUUAAUUUAUAUAUAGUAGUAACUAUAUCGAACAACAAAUAAAUUGUUUUAAUUAAUAAAACAUAAAACUGGGAGCUGUUGUUGACAUAUGACGUCACAAGUCCGUAUUGCUGUCCUUGUCUGAUUAAACCUUUCCGAUCAAAGGGAAAGCGCAAUUUUGUGUAUUUAUUACUAAAAUAUUUUGUUUUAAUUGAUAAUAUCACUCAAAAAACUGAAAACUGUCGACGUGUGACGUCACAAGACAGUAUUGCUGUCCUUGUCUGAUUAAACCUUUCCGAUAAAGGGGAAAGCGCAAUUUCUUGUAUAUUUCACUAAAAUUUUCGUUUUAAUUGAAAAUAUCAGUCAAAUACUCUUAUUACUGUGCUACAAUUAAAAAUUUCGUCUUAUUAGAUAAAGCUGAAAUUUAGUUUAUUGGUUAUUAUUCAUGUAUUGUUUUUUUAUUAUUAUAUAAAUAAACUUGUUAAGAAUUUAUCGAUAUCGCUGGUUCGAUGGCCCACCUCUAAUACUCAAGGGCGUUAAUUGAAUUGAAAUUAGUUUAACACAAUGUAUUUUGCUAGAUCAUAGUGCCUUAGAAAAAAACAAAAUAUAUAACUAACAUAGGUAACGGUUAAUAGUUAAAUAAGAUUAAUAAAUAAUGUUAGAAUUGUACAUUUUUAGAUAUUUUAAAAAGCUUAAUUUGACAAAUUGUUUGACAAACCUUUUCACGCCUUUACAAGCUUAGAAAUCUGCUAGUUGAAUUGUUAAUCAUAUUUCCAAGCACAUUUAGCGUUUCAUAUAACAUAUCCAUAUUAUAGAACAACACGCAAUGUUAUAACUUGAAAAUUCUUCAAACGAUUUUCAACCUUAAUGGCUGGAUUCAAAGUUUAAAGUCGAUUGUAGAAUUACAAUUUCUGUUGCCCAUAUAUUUAUCACAAUUUUAUUAAUUGCAAUUCACAGUAUGUGUAGAAAUUCGAUGAAGUGUGAAAGUUUUCGUCUGGAGACUUGCCUAUUCGUAUUUGCUAUUCGUAUAUUUGAUAGAAGUUUAUACUUUUUAUGCUCUACAGUCCCUGGUCUGUAAAUGGCAGAUUUCUGCCAAUGUCAAAAAACCCCUGUCUCUGGAGAGCAGAUUUCUGCCGCGAGUUGAUAAAAUUAUUUUCAUUUUUCAUAUUUUUCGUUUUAUGUAUGAAUUUACACAUCUAAUAUAUAGAUAAGUCUGUAGAGAAACUAUCCAGGAUUGAUUUAAGACAUAAAUGAAGCCUGGAUGUACAGAAGAACUCGAAUAAUAACAGGAAAAUUGACCGGAAAUUAAAACCGUCCAUGACUAACAAAAUAGGGGGGGGUUUGAGCGCCAUAUUGCUUACACAUUUGAGGGGAUAUUUAAUGAAAGGGAGAGACUGAUGUCAAAUUUACAAAUAGCGAAUACGGAAAUCCAUGUGAAGUGCAAGCGUGACAGUGGUGACGUCACAACAUCGCGGUUUGAUUUUAGACAUAAAUCUCUAAUAAUAAUAUUCUAAAGAUUGUGUCAUAUCGACUUAUGCUUACAAGAAGUAUUGUGGAAUGAUAUUUCAUUCAUUUUGAUUUUAAAAAUUAUUUCUCUAUGACAAUUAAUAAUAUUAUUUAAGUAUUCGGUUUUCGGCCGAAUAUAAUAAAAGCAGCCGAAUAGUAACCGAAUAUUCGUUGCAUGUCUAAUAUAUAUAUCUAAUAUAUAAGGGUAUGGUCGCCAAAAAUUGUACAAAUAUCAUUUUCGUUUUGUCCCCAUUUUAUUUUUCUCAUAAUUUCGAAGUUAUUUGAUAAAUGUCAUUUGUUGAACAUUGUUCUGAAUGACGAGCUUCUGUUUAGAUUAUUUUGACGAAAUGUAACCUACCAUCCCUAAAAAAUAUAUGUAAAAAAAAUAUAAUUUAAAAGGUAGUGCUUUCACUCCCAUACAAAAAUUGUUUGUCCAACUACCACCUUUGUAUCAAAAAUUGCCAAUAAUUCCGAAAAAAAAUAGUUUUUUUCUAAUUAUUAAAUUGUACUCAUGCUUUAUGAUAGUUUCUCAAUGUGUUUCUAAACGUGCUUAUUAAAAUAGCGAUUCAGUUACAUAUUUAAUCGUUUUUAAAAAAGUGUCCAAUUUUAUGAUGAGUGUGUAACGUCAUGAAUGUAACGUUUGUUUCUACCAGUUUCCUUUAUGUGAUUUGAUAUUUUUUGCUAUUUUCUUAAACUGCAACACUAUUAAGCAAGAUACAACAUUCAGAAAUAAAAAUCGGCCAUAUUUUUCCGAAUAAAAAUCGUAAUUUGUGUUGACUUCAGAUUUGUCGCCAAUAAAUAUUGUUUUUUGUAUGUUUCAUUGCAAGGUAAGUACUGCUUGUUGUGGUAUACUGUUAACGUGUUUAGAAAGAUGUAUUAUCACAGAAAACGGUAACCCUACGUCACAAUCCGUAGUUGUUUGCAGUUAAAUGAUAUUUGAAUUUUAGGUCAUGUCGCACGCUUUUUUGUGUCAUGAAUGUUACAAUGUGUAACGAAAUGUGUAACGUUACAAUCAUGACCGAUUCUAAGGCGGAGAUUACACUAUUUUACUUAAAAUAUAACCUUACCGCGACUUCGUCAGAGUUAACUUUGGUUUUUUGAGAAUCCUUUGAAUGUUUAUAUGUUCGUUACUCAAUCACGCAAAAACGGC
Molecule: messenger RNA, 6092 nt
Organism: Chilo suppressalis (striped riceborer)
Lineage: Eukaryota; Metazoa; Arthropoda; Insecta; Lepidoptera; Crambidae
Source: the annotation of a GenBank genome assembly